CUUAACAAACUGCAGUUCCCAUGAUUCUCUGGGCAAAACCAUGGCUAUUUAAAGUGGUAUGAUACUACUUUGAUGGUCUGGUAUGGUCGUGGCCUUAGUCAUUCCCCCAUCUCCCCAAUUUUCCUCUCAUAAUCUGACACCCUAAACUGUAGUUUACUUAACUUGUGCAUAAAUCGGCACCACCUGGAAAUAUUCAUUCAGGGACCGUAAAGUAAGAAAUGAACUGAGGGUUGAGCCCAAAAUGAAAUAACUUUUUACACAGGGGCAACCAUUUCAGAAAUGUCCUGAAAUGUCUAUCCAGCGACCUAAAAUUUAAAUAUGACCUUGGAGUCAAGCCAAAAUCAAAACAAAUAUGUACUUGCACUUCGGACCCCUAAACCAAGAGACUUCCCAGUCCACAAUUCAUUAGCAAACCAGCCGUGGUGCUUUUAAGAAGAUGGCAAUCAGCUUCUUCACCCUUGCUGCCUGUCUCCUAGGAUGCCUCCUCUACGCUGAAUGUGAAGUUUUCGUUGACAAGAAUGAGGCAAAUGCUCUAUUGCACCGACAUAAGAGGCACAAUACUGGCUUACUGGAAGAAAUUCUGCAAGGAAACCUUGAGCGUGAAUGUAUUGAGGAAGUAUGUGAUUAUGAGGAAGCAAGAGAAGUCUUUGAAGACGACUUGCAAACGAUCACAUUUUGGAAUACAUACGCUUACGGUGGCGAGGGAUGCAAGUCAAGGCCAUGCAAGAAUGGUGGAACAUGUCAAUGCAAACCCAAUGACUACCAAUGUCUGUGCCUAGAUGGAUAUGAAGGAAGGAACUGUGAGAUUGACCUUACAUGCUCAGCGAAGAAUGGAGGUUGCAAGCAGAUAUGUGAGAAUGGCCCUACAGGGAAGGCAGUCUGUUCCUGUGCUCCUGGGUACAGACUGAUGGAAGACCAGAAGAGCUGUGAACCAACAGUGCCCUUUCCAUGCGGGAGGAUUGGAGCCCCAGAGGCAGCGAAGAACAGAAGCAGCAAUGCUACCAGUGACCCCAGGGACGUGUCUGUCAAUAAAGCCCAGAUUGCUCUUGUGGAACCAACACCUCCCAGGCCAAUCAGCACAAACAGCAAGAAGGGGGAAGUUCCAUGGCAGGUUUAUAUGCUCAGCUACGAGAGAAAAGAACUGUGUGGAGGCACAAUCAUCAAUGAGAAGUGGAUUGCCACCGCAGCACACUGCAUCGAGUAUGGGCUACACACUGUUGUGGCAGGUGAGCACAAUACGGAUGCUUUCGACCACACUGAACAACAACGUCGGGUGGUGAAGGCAAUUCGCUACCCCGCAUACAACACUACCCACAGGUACCACAAUGACAUUGCACUUCUCGAGCUGGAUUCACCGCUGGAGCUGAACUAUUACGUCACCCCGAUUUGCAUUGCAGGCGAGAAGUUCACAAACAGCCUUCUGCAGCAUGGAUCAGGCACGGUGAGCGGUUGGUGGAGGCCAAAGGACCAACGAAAAAGAGCCAGUGUUCUCCAGGUUCUGAAGGUGCACCGUGUUGACCAGAGCACUUGUCAGAGGGAUGGCGAGUCUACCCUCUUGCCAAACAUGUUCUGUGCUGGUGUCUCUGCCACAGCUAAGAGAACGCACCAGGGAGGCAGUGGCGGCCCUUAUGCCACAGAUGUAGAAGGCACCUGGUUUCUAACAGCCAUAGCCAGCUGCUGGGAAGAAUGUGCAUUGAAGGGCGAUUAUGAUGUCUACACUAAAGUUGCAGACUACAUUCAGUGGAUAAGAAACACAACAAAGCUUGCAUAAUUAAGCCAGGGGCUAGCUGUCUUCAGUUCCUUAAAAUAAUCAUCUCAUGGUAGUGUAAGUUGGGGGGGGAUUAUACUCAUCCUAAGGU
Molecule: messenger RNA, 1859 nt
Organism: Podarcis raffonei (Aeolian wall lizard)
Lineage: Eukaryota; Metazoa; Chordata; Lepidosauria; Squamata; Lacertidae
Product: coagulation factor IX-like
Exons: 8
Coding region: 437-1771 (444 amino acids)
Biological process (GO): blood coagulation; zymogen activation
Cellular component (GO): extracellular region
Molecular function (GO): calcium ion binding; serine-type endopeptidase activity
Source: RefSeq, a predicted model, not a curated record